Molecule: messenger RNA, 315 nt
Organism: Pimephales promelas (fathead minnow)
Lineage: Eukaryota; Metazoa; Chordata; Actinopteri; Cypriniformes; Leuciscidae
Gene: lyrm5b
Product: LYR motif containing 5b
Biological process (GO): respiratory electron transport chain
Cellular component (GO): mitochondrion
Source: RefSeq, a predicted model, not a curated record
AUGCCCUCCAAAAUAUCUAUAGACUCAAAUGAUUUAAUUGUGUUGCUGUUUCUUGGAUGGGGGUAUCCGAAAGGAGCCGACUAUUUCAGAGAUAGACUGAGGGCCGCGUUUGCCAAGAAUAAAGAUGUGCGAGACCCAGACAAGAUCAAAGAGCUCAUCAGCCGAGGAGAAUUUGUGGUGAAAGAGCUCGAAGCACUGUAUUACCUCCGGAAGUAAAGAACUUUGAAGAAGCGAUAUUACAAAAUGGAGUGAAUAAAAUCUCUUGCUACGCUUGUGCCUGUCAUUUACAUAAACAACAGAAUAGCAAUAGUAUGA